UAAAAAAAAUAUACAGAAUGCCGCACAAACGGAAAACACGCUUACAAUAUAAUCCGAAGCAAGUUUCACGUCGGGUGCAGAUAACUUCAUCAGUGCCAAACGUUUGCGUGAAAUCGCAAAAUGAAUCACCUACAGACUUUAUGUCCGCUGAAGAUAGGCCUGUGCAGCAGCUAAAAGCGCAUUCGCGCAAUGCAGCCAAUAAGUUUGCUGUGCCGCAGUAUAAUACCAUGGUACGCAGCCAGGUUGAGUUAAGCUCUUUGCGGAAGAUGCAGGUGGAGGCUUCAGCAGAACUAACGCCACGCACCAAGGCGGCUAUUGCGCCGAAGGUUGCCCAAAAGCUGAACUUUCCACAAGCCCGAACAGUAUUCAGAGACUUGAUACCCAUUAAUGUCAACGACUCAUUGCGUGAAAUAGAGCGACCGAGAAUGACAAAAUCCAAGGAAUGCACCAAAUCCAAUAUUUCCGAACCAGUACUAGCCGACUACAUGGAGAAAAUUGAAUAUGUGCAGCUUUUAAUGCCCGAACCGGAGCUGAUAAUGGAAUUUACCUGUGAUGCAUUUGAUUUCCUGCAGGCUUAUAGCAAAUGCUAUCGUUUCAAAUAAGAAAAUAAUACUCUGGUUUUUUAAGUUAAACAUUUAAUUAUUCCGA
Molecule: messenger RNA, 648 nt
Organism: Drosophila hydei
Lineage: Eukaryota; Metazoa; Arthropoda; Insecta; Diptera; Drosophilidae
Gene: Rcd4
Exons: 2
Coding region: 18-602 (194 amino acids)
Source: RefSeq, a predicted model, not a curated record